This is a messenger RNA of Amblyraja radiata (thorny skate), 3939 nucleotides long. RefSeq names its product transitional endoplasmic reticulum ATPase-like. Gene Ontology annotation, cellular component: nucleus; VCP-NPL4-UFD1 AAA ATPase complex; cytosol. The coding region runs from base 253 to 2667 and encodes 804 amino acids. The record is from RefSeq and is a predicted model, not a curated record. Gene Ontology annotation, molecular function: polyubiquitin modification-dependent protein binding; ATP hydrolysis activity; ATP binding. The transcript is spliced from 18 exons. NCBI's taxonomy places the organism in Eukaryota, Metazoa, Chordata, Chondrichthyes, Rajiformes, Rajidae. Gene Ontology annotation, biological process: mitotic spindle disassembly; retrograde protein transport, ER to cytosol; autophagosome maturation.
AAGGGGAGGGAGUGGGGGAGGGAGAGGGUUGACUGACACAACAAGCUUAGCUCUCAAUGACAUUGGUAAAGCAUGUAGAGCGGAGAAACAGCUGUGUCACACACACACACACACACACACACAGAGCGAGGCAUCUGACGGACUGACGAGCCAAGGCUGCAGUCACACAGCGAGAGGGGGAGCGAGCAGACAAGCCAGACACACGGGGCUUAGCUAAAGAUCGCUGGCUGGACACGGCAGAGAGUCACCACCAUGCCCAAAGCAGCAGGCGACACGAAGCCAGAAGAUGUCUCCACCGCCAUCCUCCAGCAGAAACACCGGCCCAACCGCCUCAUCGUGGACGAGGCCAUCAACGACGACAACAGCAUUGUCUCACUCUCCCAGGUUAAAAUGGACGAGUUGCAGCUUUUCCGUGGGGACACGGUGUUGCUGAAGGGGAAGAAGCGGAGGGAGACAAUUUGCAUUGUCCUGUCCGACGACACGUGCAGUGAGGAGAGGAUCCGGAUCAGCAGGGUGACCCGAAACAACCUACGAGUGCGACUGGGGGACGUUGUCAGCAUCCAUUCGUGUCCAGAUGUGAAGUACGGAAAGCGGAUUCACGUCUUACCCAUUGAUGAUACGAUCGAGGGGCUAACUGGAAAUUUGUUUGAGGUGUAUCUGAAGCCCUACUUUCUGGAGGCCUAUCGACCUGUCCACAAAGGAGACAUCUUCCUGAUCCGGGGGGGUUUGCGGGCGGUGGAGUUCAAGGUGGUGGACACUGACCCUUCACCACACUGCAUCGUGGCACCAGAUACUGUCCUACACUGCGAGGGUGAGCCCAUCAAACGAGAGGAUGAGGAGGAGAACCUCAAUGACGUUGGCUACGAUGACAUCGGAGGGUGUCGCAAACAACUGGCACAGAUCAAGGAGAUGGUGGAGUUGCCUCUUCGCCACCCAGCCCUCUUCAAGGCCAUCGGAGUCAAGCCUCCACGGGGAAUCCUGCUCUAUGGAUCACCAGGAACCGGGAAGACACUUGUGGCUCGAGCUGUAGCCAACGAAACCGGGGCUUUCUUCUUCCUUAUCAAUGGUCCGGAGAUCAUGAGUAAACUGGCCGGGGAGUCGGAGAGUAAUCUGAGGAAGGCCUUCGAGGAAGCAGAGAAGAACGCUCCAGCUAUCAUCUUCAUCGAUGAAUUGGAUGCCAUUGCCCCAAAGAGGGAGAAGACCCACGGGGAGGUGGAGCGCCGGAUUGUGUCCCAGCUCCUGACACUGAUGGACGGACUGAAGCAACGGACACACGUCAUAGUCAUGGCGGCCACCAACCGGCCAAACAGCAUUGAUCCGGCCCUCCGGAGAUUCGGUCGCUUUGACCGGGAGAUCGACAUCGGGAUCCCAGACUCCAUCGGUAGGCUUGAGAUCCUGCAGAUUCACACCAAGAACAUGAAGCUGGCGGAUGACGUGGAUCUGGAGAAGAUCGCGCACGAUACCCACGGGCACGUGGGCGCGGACCUGGCAGCCCUCUGCUCCGAGGGAGCCCUACAGGCCAUCCGCAAGAAGAUGAGCAUCAUCGACUUGGAGGACGACACCAUCGACGUCAACAUCCUAAACUCCAUGUCCGUGACCAUGGAUGACUUCCAGUGGGCUCUGGGCCAGAGCAACCCCUCGGCUCUUCGCGAAACGGUGGUUGAGGUUCCGACGGUCACCUGGGAAGACAUUGGAGGGCUGGAGGAGGUGAAGAGAGAGCUGCAGGAACUGGUGCAGUACCCAGUGGAAUACCCGGAAAAGUUCCUGAAGUUCGGCAUGACCCCGUCCCGUGGCGUUCUAUUCUACGGGCCACCCGGCUGCGGGAAGACCCUGUUGGCAAAGGCUAUUGCUUCCGAGUGCCAGGCAAACUUUGUCUCCAUCAAGGGGCCAGAGCUACUCACCAUGUGGUUCGGGGAGUCAGAGGCCAACGUCCGUGAUGUCUUUGACAAGGCUCGGCAGGCGGCUCCUUGCAUCUUGUUCUUCGACGAGCUGGACUCCAUCGCCAAGUCCCGCGGAGGGAGUGCGGGGGACGGAGGGGGGGCCGCGGACAGGGUCAUCAACCAGAUCCUGACGGAAAUGGAUGGCAUGUCCAACAAGAAGAAUGUCUUCAUCAUUGGAGCAACAAACAGACCUGACAUUAUUGAUCCAGCCAUCCUAAGGCCGGGGCGUUUGGACCAGCUGAUCUAUAUCCCGCUGCCCGAUGAAAAGUCAAGGAUGGCCAUCCUGAAAGCCAACCUCAGAAAGUCUCCAAUUGCAAAGGGUGUUGACCUGGUCUACCUGGCCAAGAUAGCACAUGGCUUCUCGGGAGCUGACCUGACGGAGAUCUGCCAGAGGGCGUGCAAGCUGGCCAUCCGCGAGUGCAUCGAAGCGGAGCUCAAGAGGGAGCAGGAACACAGGAGCAACCCUGACAUUGCCAUGGAGGAUGACUACGACCCUGUCCCUGAGAUCCGCUCCGUCCACUUCGAGGAGGCCAUGAGGUUCGGCCGCCGCUCGGUCAGUGACAACGACAUCAGGAAGUACGAGAUGUUCGCCCAGACACUGCAGCAGAGCCGCGGGUUCGGCAACUUCAGGUUUCCGUCCAACAGCCAGUCAGCUGGCCAGGGGGGCGAUGGAGGCAGCGGAGGGAACCUGUAUCGCGAGGAAGGAGAUGAUGACCUCUACAACUGAGGAACUGGUCAGAGGUCAAGGUCGCCGGCUAGGAUCUGGAGCAGACUGACCCCCCCCCCCCCUAAACCCCAUUGCCAUGGCCACCAAGCUUGCAGGAAAGAUGAGCAUUAUCUGCGAUGGUCUGGACACCAAGUGUUGCUUCAUGUCGGGUCCUCUGGCCAGAUGCCCACUGUCCACUCCCACCGUCUGCCUUUGAUUAGGGGCCGGUGUGAGUUCACCGAUCAGCACUUUGUACAGCACUCACCCCAUGUCCUGUGUGUAUGUGCGUGUGUAUGUGCCCGCAUGUGUGUGUGUGUGUGUCUGUGUGUGCACGCAUGCCUGUGUGUGUGUGUGUGUAUCUGUGUAUGUUUGUCUGCUUGUAUGUCUGCGUAUGUGCCCAUGCAUGUGUGUGUGUGUGUGUCUGUGCGUUUGUGUGUGUGUCUGUGUGCGCGCAUUUGUGUGUGUGUGUUUAUCUGUGUAUGUUUGUCUGCUUGUAUGUCUGCGUAUGUGCCCAUGCGUGUGUGUGUCUGUGUGCUCGCAUUUGUGUGUGUGUGUGUGUAUCUGUAUGUUUGUCUGCUUGUAUGUCUGCGUAUGUGCCCAUGCAUGUGUGUGUGUGUGCGUGUGUGUGUGUGUGUCUGUCUGUGUGCGUUUGUGUGUGUGUGUCUGUGUGCGCGCAUUUGUGUGUGUGUCUGUAUGUUUGUCUGCUUGGGUGCCUGUGUGUGUGUGUAUGUGUAUGUGCACGUGUGUGUGUGUGCAUGCGUGUGUCUGUAUGGGUGCGUGUCUGCGCGCAUGUGUGUGUGUAUGUUUGUCUGUUUGGGUGUCUGUGUGUAUGCAUAUGCAUGUCUGCACGCAUGUGUGUGUGUAUGUUUGUGUGCACGUGUGUGUGUUCAUGCAUGUGUGUGUGUGUGUGCAUGCGUGUGUCUCCUCGCUCCCUGUACAUCAUGGCCACAUGUGAACUGUACAUUAGAUGUCUGACAAUAAUAUUAAGAACAAACGACCUCCAAGAACAAAUGACCAUUUUCCUGGGGCAGAACAUGGAGGAACUCAGCGGGCCUGGGUACCAUCUGUGCAGGGAAUGGAUGGGUGACAAUUUGAUUUGAGAUCCCCUCUACAGAUGAUGCCUCAACCACUGAGUUCCUCCGGCACUUUGUGUUUUGUUUGAGAUUCCAGCAUCUGCAGUUCCUAGACGACUCCAUCUUACCGAGGUGCUUUUUGCAGUGUAGUUCUGAAUUAUUAAUGCUUUUCAACCAUUUCCAAUAGGGGAAAAAAAUUAAAGUAUCAAUGUAGACCCAU